Messenger RNA from Calypte anna (Anna's hummingbird), 591 nucleotides. RefSeq names its product cerebellin 4 precursor (gene CBLN4). The record is from RefSeq and is a predicted model, not a curated record. Gene Ontology annotation, molecular function: protein binding. The transcript has 3 exons. NCBI's taxonomy places the organism in Eukaryota, Metazoa, Chordata, Aves, Apodiformes, Trochilidae. Bases 1 to 591 code for a protein of 196 amino acids.
AUGGGCUGUCGGCUGCUGCCCGCCGUCCUGCUGGCCCUGGCGCUGUGCGGCCCCGCGGCGCGGGCGCAGAACGACACGGAGCCCAUCGUCCUGGAGGGCAAGUGCCUGGUGGUUUGCGACUCCAACCCGGCCACCGACGCCAAAGGCUCGUCCUCCUCUCCGCUGGGCAUCUCCGUGCGGGCGGCCAACUCCAAGGUCGCCUUCUCGGCCGUGAGGAGCACCAACCACGAGCCUUCCGAGAUGAGCAACAAGACCCGCAUCAUCUACUUCGACCAGAUCCUAGUAAAUGUGGGCAAUUUUUUCACGUUGGAGUCUGUCUUUGUUGCACCAAGAAAAGGAAUUUACAGUUUCAAUUUUCACGUAAUUAAAGUCUAUCAGAGCCAAACAAUUCAGGUUAAUUUGAUGCUAAAUGGAAAGCCAGUCAUUUCUGCUUUUGCUGGGGACAAGGAUGUCACCCGUGAAGCUGCCACCAAUGGAGUCCUGCUCUACCUAGACAAGGAGGAUAAGGUUUACCUGAAGCUGGAGAAAGGUAAUCUGGUCGGUGGAUGGCAGUAUUCUACAUUUUCUGGCUUUCUGGUUUUUCCCCUGUAA